CUGAAGGCCUUUGAUAAUGAAGUUAAUGCUUUCCUGGACAACAUGUUUGGACCACGAGAUCCUCGAGUUCGAGGGUGGUUCCUGUUGGAUUCUUACCUUCCGACCUUCAUUCUUACCGUCAUAUAUCUGCUCUCGAUAUGGCUGGGUAACAAAUACAUGAAGAACAGGCCUGCUCUUUCUCUCAGGGGAAUCCUCACCUUCUAUAACCUCGGGAUCACACUUCUUUCUGCAUAUAUGCUGGUGGAGCUCAUCCUCUCCAGCUGGGAAGGAGGCUACAACUUGCAGUGUCAGAACCUCGACAGUGCAGGAGAAGGUGACAUCCGGGUAGCCAAGGUCUUGUGGUGGUACUACUUCUCCAAACUAGUGGAGUUCCUGGACACGAUUUUCUUUGUUCUUCGAAAAAAGACCAGUCAGAUCACCUUUCUUCAUGUCUAUCACCAUGCCUCAAUGUUUAACAUCUGGUGGUGUGUUCUGAACUGGAUACCUUGUGGUCAAAGCUUCUUUGGACCAACCCUGAACAGUUUUAUCCACAUUCUCAUGUACUCCUACUAUGGGCUCUCUGUGUUCCCGUCCAUGCACAAGUACCUUUGGUGGAAGAAAUACCUCACACAGGCUCAGCUGGUGCAGUUCGUACUCACCAUCACGCACACACUCAGUGCCGUGGUCAAGCCCUGCGGCUUCCCCUUUGGCUGUCUCAUCUUCCAGUCUUCGUAUAUGAUGACAUUGGUUAUCCUGUUCUUAAACUUCUAUGUUCAGACAUACAGAAGAAAGCCAGCGAAGAAAGAGAUGCAAGAGCAGCCUGCAGGGAAAGAGGUGAAGAAUGGUUUGCCCAAAGCCCCCUUCAUUGCAGCUAACGGUGUGACAAACAAGAAGGUGCAAUAA
Cricetulus griseus (Chinese hamster) is the source of this 882-nucleotide messenger RNA. Lineage: Eukaryota; Metazoa; Chordata; Mammalia; Rodentia; Cricetidae. The record is from RefSeq and is a predicted model, not a curated record.